Kwoniella shivajii is the source of this 588-nucleotide messenger RNA. RefSeq lists its product as uncharacterized. Bases 1 to 588 code for a protein of 195 amino acids. The transcript has a single exon. The record is from RefSeq and is a predicted model, not a curated record. Lineage: Eukaryota; Fungi; Basidiomycota; Tremellomycetes; Tremellales; Cryptococcaceae.
AUGAUGUGGAACGAUCCACCUUCCAUGCGCUUCGGCAUAAUUAAUCCAGAGAUUGCUGCCACCAAUUUUGACGCUAGCCAAGGAGGAUUUGAGAAUGACCAAGGUUCUUUACUUGUCCUGCCUUCUGAGCCUCAUGGAAAAUUACCAGUGGAUACAUAUGAUUUAGCUCCUCGUUCUCGAUAUACUGGAAUGAAUACUACAAUCCCCUAUAGCGAAGCUCUUUCCGAUCAACUUGGCCGUUGGGUAGAUGACUUCGAGUUGGAACGCCGAGACGAAAAUGAUUAUCUUUACUUUACAGGAGGUAAGCUAUCUAAUUUGAGAAAUGCCAACUGGACCUCCAAAGCUUCCCGAGAGACCAUUUCUUCGAAUGAUGCUGAAGAAUCCGACGCCGAUGAAGCAGACACAACCAAUACGAAAAUAGGAGAACAGUCUAUAAUGCAUUACGACGGUAAACGCACUUUCGAAAAUGUGAACUCAUGGUGGGAAUUCACAGGCGCUGACAGAACCUCAGAACCUUGGUCUGAAGAAACUAGAAGUGAACUUUUACCUACUGAAGAGGAGUUCAAAUUGAUGCUCAACCAUUGUUAA